This is a messenger RNA of Vanrija pseudolonga, 742 nucleotides long. RefSeq names its product Ankyrin repeat-containing protein. Lineage: Eukaryota; Fungi; Basidiomycota; Tremellomycetes; Trichosporonales; Trichosporonaceae. The record is from RefSeq and is a predicted model, not a curated record. Bases 28 to 645 code for a protein of 205 amino acids. The transcript has 8 exons. Gene Ontology annotation, molecular function: protein binding.
UCGACUCAUCACACCCAGUCUUAUACAAUGACCACGGCCCCAUCCCGCUCAGCACCACCCCCACCACCGCAGGACGACCACGCUGACGGAGCAUCGGCAAACGAGCAGCUCCUCGCUGCCGCCAAGACGGACAACGAAGAGCUCCUCCUCUCGGCGCUCGAGCAGCUCGAGGACGUCAACUACGCAGACGGCCUUGGAAACACUGCAUUGCAUUAUGCCGUGAUCCACGGCUCGACCGACGUUCUCGAACACCUCCUCGAGCACGACAGCAUUCACCUCGACCUCCGUAACCGUCUCCAGGGCGACACGCCGCUCCACAUCGCCGUCAGGCAGCGGUAUGAGGAGCACCCAGCAGCGCGGCUGUACAUUGGUAGGGAGGUUGGAAUGGACGAGCAGCUAACCUCUACAGUUGGCUCGCUUCUCGAGGCCGGCGCCGAUCAGUUGGUGAAGAACCGUCACGGCCAGCGCCCAGGCGACGCACUCCCGCCCUGGAGCGAGAACGCGGACCCCGAGUCGGACGACGAGAAGAUCCGCUCCAUGCUCCGCCGUGCACUGGCCGAGACGAUGGUCGCGUCGAGCGGAGACGUCGUGGAUGAGGACGACGACAUUAUCGACCCCAACGACAUCGCUUCCGACAGCGACUAACCCACGACACCCAUACGCACAGCGACAGCCCAAUUGUAGAUGAGAUGAUAUGCAUUGUUCCCUUUGGUGUUGCGGCGGCAUGCUGGCUACGGAGCGG